GGCGGCGGCUCCCACCUGGCGCCGCACCUGGAGCGCCGCGCUCCGGGGCGGCGGGGAGAAUGUGCGCCUUCCGCAGCCGCCGCACCCGCACCUGACCAUGGAGUGCGCCCUCCUGCUCGCGUGCGCCCUCCCCGCCGCCGGCUCGGGCCCGCCGUGGGCUUCGGCGGGACUGGGGCGCGUGGCCAAGGCGCUCCAGCUGUGCUGCCUCUGCUGUGCGUCGGUCUCCUCGGUCUUAGCCAGUGACAGCAGCGGCGGCGGCAGCGGAUUAAACGACGAUUACGUCUUUGUCACACCGGUAGAAGUGGACGCGGGCGGGUCAUACAUUUCCCACGACAUUUUGCGCGGCGGCAGGAGAAAGCGAUCUGCGCUGGGUGCCGGCAGCUCCCUGCAUUACCGGUUUUCAGCGUUUGGACGGGAACUCCACUUAGAACUUAAGCCCUCGGCGAUUUUGAGCAGUCACUUUAUUGUCCAGGUACUUGGCAAAGAUGGUGCUUCAGAGACUCGGGGACCCAGGGUGCAGCAAUGUUUCUAUCAGGGAUUUAUCCGAAACGACAGCUCCUCCUCCGUCGCCGUGUCGACUUGUGCUGGCUUGUCAGGUCUGAUAAGGACACGAAGGAAUGAAUUCCUCAUCUCGCCAUUACCUCAGCUGCUGGCCCAGGAACACAACUACAGCUCACCUGCCGGCCACCACCCUCACGUACUGUACAAACGGACCGCUGAGGAGACGGUCCAGCGUUACCAUGGCUACCCGGGCUCCAGCCAGAAUUAUCCGGGUCACUCCCCAAGACACACUCCCCACACGUAUCUGAGUCAAGAAAGAGAGCAUCACCAUCGAAGGUUGCAAAAGCAGCAUUUUUGUGGACGACGCAAGAAAUAUGCCCCAAAGCCUCCCACAGAGGACACCUAUCUCAGGUUCGAUGAAUACGGGAGCACAGGGCGUCCCAGAAGGUCAGCUGGAAAGUCACAAAAGGGCCUAAACGUGGAGACCCUCGUGGUAGCAGACAAGAAAAUGGUGGACAAGCACGGCAAGGCCAACGUCACCACGUACAUCCUCACAGUCAUGAACAUGGUCUCCAGCCUGUUUAAAGACGGGACCAUCGGAAGCGAUAUAAACAUCGUGGUGGUGAGCCUCAUUCUCCUGGAGCAAGAGCCUGGAGGGUUAUCGAUCAACCAUCACGCAGACCAGUCUCUGAAUAGCUUUUGUCAGUGGCAGUCGGCCCUCGUUGGGAAGAAUGGCAAGAGGCAUGACCACGCCAUCUUACUCACAGGAUUUGACAUUUGUUCCUGGAAGAAUGAACCAUGUGACACUUUAGGGUUCGCCCCCAUCAGCGGGAUGUGCAGUAAGUACCGAAGCUGCACCAUCAACGAAGACACGGGGCUUGGCCUGGCCUUCACCAUCGCUCACGAGUCAGGGCACAACUUUGGCAUGAUUCACGAUGGAGAAGGCAACCCCUGCAGGAAGGCCGAGGGCAACAUCAUGUCUCCCACGCUGACUGGAAACAACGGGGUGUUUUCAUGGUCUUCGUGCAGCCGGCAGUAUCUCAAGAAAUUCCUCAGUACACCACAGGCUGGGUGUCUGGUGGAUGAGCCCAAGCAAACAGGACAGUAUAAAUAUCCGGACAAACUGCCAGGACAGAUUUAUGAUGCUGACACACAGUGCAAGUGGCAAUUUGGAGCAAAAGCCAAGUUAUGCAGCCUUGGUUUUGUGAAGGACAUUUGCAAGUCACUUUGGUGCCAUCGAGUGGGCCACAGGUGUGAGACCAAGUUUAUGCCUGCAGCGGAAGGGACCGUUUGUGGCUUGAGUAUGUGGUGCCGGCAAGGCCAGUGUGUGAAGUUCGGGGAGCACGGGCCCCGGCCUGUCCACGGCCAGUGGUCUGCCUGGUCCAAGUGGUCGGAGUGUUCCCGCACUUGUGGUGGAGGAGUCAAGUACCAGGAGAGACACUGCAACAACCCCAAGCCUCAAUAUGGCGGCAAGUUCUGUCCGGGUUCUAGCCGCAUUUAUCAGUUGUGCAAUGUUAACCCUUGUCAUGAAAACAGCUUGGAUUUUCGAGCCCAGCAGUGUGCAGAAUAUAACAGCAAGCCGUUCCGUGGGUGGUUCUACCAGUGGAAACCCUACACGAAAGUGGAAGAGGAAGACCGAUGUAGACUAUACUGCAAGGCUGAGAACUUCGAAUUUUUUUUUGCAAUGUCCAGCAAGGUGAAAGACGGAACUCCUUGCUCCCCAAACAAAAAUGAUGUUUGUAUUGAUGGGAUUUGUGAACCAGUGGGAUGCGAUCAUGAACUUGGGUCUAAAGCAGUUUCUGAUGCCUGUGGUGUUUGCAAAGGUGAUAAUUCGACUUGCAAGUUUUAUAAAGGCCUGUACCUCAACCAGCAUAAAGCAAAUGAGUACUAUCCGGUAGUCACCAUUCCGGCGGGGGCCCGGAGCAUCGAAGUCCAGGAACUGCAGAUGUCCUCCAGUUACCUCGCGGUCCGAAGCCUCCAUCAGAAGUACUACCUAACGGGGGGCUGGAGCAUCGACUGGCCUGGGGAGUUCCUCUUCGCGGGGACCGUGUUUGAGUACCAGCGUGCCUUUAACCGCCCCGAACGUCUGUACACUCCGGGACCCACUAAUGAGACGCUGGUCUUUGAAGUUCUGAUGCAAGGCAAAAACCCGGGGAUAGCUUGGAAGUACGCCCUGCCCAAGGCCGUGAAUGGGACGCAGCCGGCCACGAAAAGACACGCCCACGCCUGGAGCACAGUGCGGUCCGCGUGCUCUGCCUCCUGCGGGGGAGGUUACAUAAGUGUAAAGGCCAUUUGCUUACGAGAUCAAAAUACUCAAGUCAAUUCCUCAUUCUGCAAUGCAAGAACCAAGCCAGCAACUGAACCCAAAGUAUGCAAUGCCUUCUCCUGCCCUGCCUACUGGAAGCCGGGCGAGUGGAGUGUGUGCAGCCGGCCGUGUGCAGGGGGCCAGCAGAGCCGGAAAAUCCAGUGUGUCCAGAAGCAGCCCUUCCUGAAGGAGGCGGCCGUGCUGCACUCGCUCUGCCCGGUGAGCACGCCCACCCAAGUGCAAGCCUGCAACAGCCACGCCUGCCCCCCAGAGUGGGUCUCCGGGCCCUGGUCCCAGUGUUCCAAGACCUGUGGGCGAGGCGUGAGGAAACGGGCGGUGCUGUGCAGAGGCGCCUCCGCGGCCGAGGGCCUUCCGGACAGCCGCUGCGCCCACACCCCCAGGCCGGAGUCGCAGGAGGGCUGCGUCCUGGGUCGGUGCCCGAAGAACAGCCGGCUGCAGUGGGCCGCCUCCUCCUGGAGUGAGUGUUCCGCGACCUGUGGUUUAGGAGUGAGGAAGAGGGAGAUGAAGUGCAGCGAGAAGACCUUCCAGGGAAAGCUGAUAACCUUCCCAGAGCGAAGGUGCCGCAACAUUAAGAGGCCAAACCUGGACUUGGAAGAAACCUGCAACCGAGGGGCCUGUCCGGGGUACAGUGUGGCAGCUGGAUGGUAUUCAUCGCCAUGGCAACAGUGCUCCGUGACCUGUGGAGGCGGGGUCCAGACCCGGUCCGUGCACUGUGUGCAGCAGGGCCGGCCUUCUGCCAGUUGUCUGCUCCGACAGAAACCUCCAGCGAUGCGAGCCUGUAACACCAACUUCUGCCCAGCUCCUGAAAAGAGAGAGGAUCCAGCCUGUGUGGAUUUCUUCGGCUGGUGUCAUCUAGUCCCUCAACACGGUGUCUGCAACCACAAAUUCUACGGCAAGCAGUGCUGUAAGUCCUGCACGAGGAAGAGCUGACACCACCCGGGCUCACCUUCCAGGUCCAGGACUGCUGACGGCCGCGGCAGCUCACCAGUGGUCUGCAGCGUUGAGGGGCCAGCUCCGAAGAACAGGUGGGCUUCUCUUCCAGUUCCCCCGAGCACAUGGUACUCUGAAGCACUUGAAAAUGGGAAGCGACGACAAAUCUGACAGAGAACAAAUGAAAACAGUGUGGAUUUGCACUGUGUGCAUGGAAGCAGUGAUGAGUCACCCUGAGACAGGUCAACUUUUAGUUUUGUCCAAGUGAGAAUCCGGCCACCUUUGGACACACUCCCCUUGGAAUCUGAAAGUUACGACUUCAGGUCAUAGGCUGAGAGCUGGAGGAAUCAGACACGGACGGGACGUUUACUUGGAGCUCAUGGCAGGGCUUGCCGCUGGACUGGCAAGCGUCACGUUAUGUUCAUGUAGUGUGCGAGUGUGUUUAUCAUUUUGUUUAAAGUGUAUUCUGCUUAGAGAGAGUCUUCAAGACUAAAAUUCACAACUUGAAAAGGAUUAUUCUAAAAACACAGCAACACGGACUAUUUAAGAUUGCUGUUUAGUUGAAAUUCACCCUCUGGGGAUAAAAAAAAAAAGCUCAUAAGAAGGGUGAAUAUUAACGCCCCGCACAUGAUAUCAACCUCGUAACUUUUGGUGCUAGACAGGAUCUUCUAGUCUGCUCUUUGGGAAUCAGAAUUGGUGAAAUGUUUAUUUCUGGUAAAAAUCUAGGAAGAGUUAAAUAGCAGUGUGCUGAAGGAGAGGAGACCAUUAUUUGUAAUGCUCCCUACUUAUUAUCAUAGCUGCUUGGAAAAUUAAAGGCCACUUGUGGGCUUUUUUCCUACCAACUGACAUGUUUAAAUUUGCCCUAGGAUUUAGUUUACAAGAAAAAAGUCAUAGUGGCAGUAGCAAAAUCCAUCUGUCUUCUUGCUACAUUAAUACUAAUAAAUCAUAAUAUGGCAAAACCGUUCAGUGAAUGAGUAUUUUCCAAUCUUUCAGAUGAUAUUUUCAGUCUUCAAAAGCCCGCUGUCGGUUGGCACUAAUGAGCUUAAAAUUGUCCUCAAUUGCAAAAACACCACACUAAUUUGCCAAAACCAGAGUAACUUACAAGACUGAGUCCUCCUGUAAUUUUUGGAGCUGUGGUCAUAAAGGAUGUAUUUAUAUAAAUUCUACUCUAUUCCUCAAGUUUUUGAUGAAUGUAACCCAGUUUUACGGCUUUAAAAAGUUUGAUUCAAACAGGGGUUUGCCAGCUCAGCACAACCGACCGAGGAGACGGCGGUCUGUUAAACUCGGGGUGUCCUUUGUCCCCUCUCAAACUUCCGAUGGGUAAUUAGGAUACUGUCUCAGCUCUCUUGGCCUAGAGUAGUGGUCAUUUUAUCACCAGAAAAACGAUUUAUACAUCACCACCCUUGAAAAAUUACAAGUUAUUUGUUUCUUUAUAUAAUUAUCAUUUUAUUAUUUUAUGGAGAAAUUAAUUUAUUAAUAGCCUAUUGUUAUGUGUUCUCACUUGCUUCUCUGAGUGAUAUUA
Artibeus jamaicensis (Jamaican fruit-eating bat) is the source of this 5279-nucleotide messenger RNA. It is a transcript of the gene ADAMTS18, whose product is annotated as ADAM metallopeptidase with thrombospondin type 1 motif 18. Gene Ontology annotation, cellular component: extracellular matrix. Bases 98 to 3757 code for a protein of 1219 amino acids. Gene Ontology annotation, molecular function: metalloendopeptidase activity. NCBI's taxonomy places the organism in Eukaryota, Metazoa, Chordata, Mammalia, Chiroptera, Phyllostomidae. The record is from RefSeq and is a predicted model, not a curated record. The transcript is spliced from 23 exons. Gene Ontology annotation, biological process: proteolysis; extracellular matrix organization.